AUGAAGAUCUCUAAGUAUUCGGUUCCUCUGUUUACUGGAUAUGGAUUGUCAGCCGCUAUACCUGAUGCAUCGGAGGCAGAUUUGGCAUCAUCUGCACAUAAAAAUGGCUGGAUUCCGCGCUUUGAGAACUUGGUAGCUUUUGGAGAUAGCUAUACAGACGAGUCUAGACUGAGUUAUUUCCAAACUCACAACGGUUCGGCACCGCCUCCAGGAACUUUACUCCCAUCCAGCAAUUCGACUGCUGGUGGAGGCGUCACCUGGGAUCGAUGGGUGUCGAAUUAUAGCGGAGCUAAGCUUUAUGAUUAUGCUGUCGCUGGAGCAGUCUGCUCUAACGGAAUCAUCAAUCGAUAUUUAGCCAGUAUCUUUGGACCCUUCCCUGAUGUUGUCUAUGAAGUUGAUGCGUUCGUUGCGGAUGUCAAUUAUAUCAAUUCAUCCACAAAUACCAACACUCUUUAUACCAACCGUAAGUCUGACAAUACGGUAUACUCAAUGUGGAUUGGUACCAACGAUCUGGGAGAGGGUGCCUUUUUGACAGACUCUUCCUUGAAUGGAACAACCAUUCCAGACUACGUUGAUUGCAUUUUCGAUAGAUUCGACGGAAUCUAUCAGACCGGAGCCAGAUAUUUUGUUCUGAUGAAUAAUGCACCGUUACAAUUAACGCCAUUGUAUGGGAUGCCAGGUGCAGGAGGAUUGAAUGCUAGCCAUUAUUGGCCCAACAAACCAAGCAACAUCUCAGAAAUCAGCGGGAAAAUGAAAGAAUAUACUCAAUUGGCCAAUGACAUAUUCGACUACCGAGUACCAUUUGAAAUGGUAAUUAAAAAGCGUUACCCAGGAGCGUCGAUCGCUAUCUUCGAUACCAAUUCAUUACUUACCGACAUUUAUAACAAUCCAACGCAGUAUUUACCAGCACCAGCCGUUGUCGAUAAAUCAUACAUUCUCUGUGCUGUCUCCGGAUCACCUUGUCCCAAGCAACCAGGAAGCUUAGAUGGCUAUAUGUGGUACGACGAACUUCACCCUUCUCAAGGAACAGAUAAAGUUAUUGCUCAAGAAUUCUUGAAUGUUGGGAACAAUACGCAGUCUUUCAACCCCAAUGGUGGCCAUCCACAGGCUCCUCAAAAUGUCCAUCAACCAGGUCAACAACAGCCUCAGCACAUGAUGUAUAAUGCUCAACAAUACGGGCCCGGAGGUCAUCAAUCACCUUACGGCGCAUCUGGCCCCGGCAUGGCUGGGAAUGCCGGUGGAAUGGGAAUGAUGCAGAACAGCGGUUUGGCGCAUAUGCCUGGUGGAAAUGUUUCUUCCUAUCAAACGCCAUAUACAAGCUCCCCUUACGGCAACAAUAUCGCUACAUCCUCUUCCGUCUCACACCCUACAAACUUCAUGCCGACCGCAUCAAAUGCGCCCCCACAAUAUGGGAUGAACCCUUCCGCAAUGAUACCACAACAGCAGCAGCAUCAAAUACAGCGUAUGCAGCCACCACCAUCUUCUACACCGACGCCGACGUCGGCGACUUCCCGCGUCUCUCCCUACGGGAAUUUUCCCCAGAGCACACCACCAAGCGCGUCGAACGCACAAUUCGCUAUACCACCGAAUCCUAAUCAGCAACACCAUCAAACCCCUAAUAACAAUCAACACGGAGGAAUGAGCUUGACUCCGCAGACCCCAAGCUUCCCGCCAGGUGUGCGAAAUUCUGAAAACGCGGGAGCCGCCAUGAGUACGCCAUUAAGUCCUGGCUCAGAGCUUCGAGAGAAGGAAAGGGUCACCGUACUACUAGAUAUCAAUCGAGAAAUGCUGUUAGAAAUUAUGCGGAUAAUAGCUCUACAGACUGAUUUGAAGAACAACAAAACGGAGGAUCCCGCCGAGAAGUCAACGCUUGAGGCAGAGCAUAAACUUCUGGCGACCGAAUAUAUGCAAUGUAUGCGACGACUACAAUCGAAUCUAGCUUACCUUGCCGCAAUCGCCGAUCGCUCGCACAAGCCCGCAGCUCAGAUCCCCUCGCAUCCCGCAAUCAUGUUUGCGCCAACUCUUACAUACAAACCCGCGCAUACCAUCCCUGUAUCUGCGCCCACGAACGACGAUGAUCCGGCAUCGAAGCCCGAGGAAGGGCACGAAGAUCGAAGAGAGAUUUUAAAGGAGGCUUAUAAACGAUUACAGGCCCUUUACCCAGGCGUAGAUCCCAAGAAAGAUACACCGGCUGGGCCACCAAACGCAGCAGGUCGAGCACAAGCGCAGGCACAACAACACGUGAAUCUAAUGCAGGCAGCAGGACAGAAACAGGGUGACAUGGGGCAGAGCGUACAGAAUAUGAUAGGAGGCCAGAAUGGGAUGGCGCAAGGGCAGGGGCAAGGGCAAGGACAAAUGGUUCAAGGCAGUAUGGGCGGUAUGGUUGGCAUGGGUCAAAUGCAGCAGCAUCAGCAGCAAGGUCAACAAAAUAUGGGAAUGCCCGGCCUUAACCAAAAUCAAAAUCAAUUGCAGCAGCAACAGCAACAACAUCAGCAAAAGAUGCAAAACGAAAUGAUGAGACAGAGGAUGAUGCAGGAAGCCCAAAAGAAUCAAAUGAUGAAUAUGGGACAAAUGCCAGGAAGAUAG
This is a messenger RNA of Botrytis fragariae, 2586 nucleotides long. Its product is annotated as putative glutamine repeat protein-1 protein. Bases 1 to 2586 code for a protein of 861 amino acids. Lineage: Eukaryota; Fungi; Ascomycota; Leotiomycetes; Helotiales; Sclerotiniaceae. The transcript has 6 exons. Gene Ontology annotation, molecular function: hydrolase activity, acting on ester bonds. The record is from RefSeq and is a predicted model, not a curated record.